Messenger RNA from Alternaria atra, 1020 nucleotides. RefSeq lists its product as uncharacterized. The record is from RefSeq and is a predicted model, not a curated record. The transcript is spliced from 4 exons. NCBI's taxonomy places the organism in Eukaryota, Fungi, Ascomycota, Dothideomycetes, Pleosporales, Pleosporaceae. Gene Ontology annotation, cellular component: cytoplasm. Gene Ontology annotation, molecular function: 2-oxoglutarate-dependent dioxygenase activity. The coding region runs from base 1 to 1020 and encodes 339 amino acids.
AUGUCGCGAACCGCCAAUGCCUUGCUACGCCGCGCUGCACCAGUACUGCGUCUCUCUGUACUGCAGUCAGCUCGCUCGCCAUGCCUUCGCAGAGGAUUUGCCCAAGAAACGAGCUUCCCGAAGCCAUUGAAGCUGAAGGGCGUUCUCAAGCCUCUGAAGCAGUUCAUGGUGACGCCUACUGUGGGUACCGAGUUUCCAGAAGCAAAUCUGGUUGAGAUGCUCAACGCACCCAAUUCAGAUGAGCUACUUAGAGAUCUCGCCAUCACAAUAUCACGACGCGGAGUCGUCUUCUUCCGCGGCCAGAAUAACAUGACCAAUGAUCUCCAAAAGACAUUGAUCCAACGUAUGGGCGAGCUAGUGGGAAAGCCGAAGGAAUCAACCCUACACAUCCAUCCCGUGCUCAACCCCCAGAGAGCAUUGGGUGGCGAUGACCUCCACAUCAGCACCAUCAACUCCAAGCAGAGGAUAAUGGCCCAGGGCAAGUCCGCAUCUGGCUAUGAGGUCUACGACCGCAUCAGCGAACCCAUGCGCAAGUUCCUGGAACAACACACUGCGAACUACACCGCACCAUUCUUUGAGAAGAUUAUCAAGAUGAAAAAUCUUCAAGUGUACACUGACGCCCGUGGUCACCCCGAAAGCAUUGGCAACCCUCUGAAGGCAGUACACCCGGUCGUCCGCACGAAUCCUGUAACUGGAUGGAAGAGCGUUUUCGCCAUCGGCGCAUACCCUGGUUCUAUCAAUGGCCUGACUCCUCCAGAGAGCGAUAUGAUCCUGAACUGGCUGAUGGACAUGGUGCUCCGCAACCACGAUCUACAGUGUCGCUUCAGGUGGCAAGGUCCAAAUGACAUGGCUAUCUGGGACAACCGCAGCAUGGUGCACAAUGCUACCAUGGAUUACGAUGAGUUUGGUGAUCGGUUCGGAUACCGCGUGUGCGGCAUUGGAGAGAAGCCCUACUUCGAUCCAAACAGCAAGUCGAUGCGCGAAGGAUUAGCUGAAGAGGCGAAGGAGGAGUCUUCAUGA